CCACCAAUGAUAUCGCCCUUCUCAAAUUAUCCACACCAUUCGAUCUCACGCGACCGAACAUCAGUGCCGUGAAUCUCCCCGCCACAAACAAUUCCACGCUGCCAAACGUGAAUGAAUCGGGUGAAAUGGUUGGAUUUGGAAUCUAUUUGCAUCCUGACAGAAUUCCAACUACCGCUCAGUUAGCAACAUUUAGAGUUGAUACACACCAAAGAUGUGCUCAAGUCCACGCAGCGUACAAUCCGUUCAAUCCUAUUUACAACUUUUGCGUCGACGACGAUGUAACAAGACGCUUGAUGAAGCUUUCCGCAGUGUAUCAUAUUUUAUUAGGUCAAUGUUGUUUUUGGCGGCUUACUUUUCCACCGCCUAUGUACACUUUGUUAUUUGGGUCGAUUCUCAGUAUGGUUUGUUGGUUUGAUAUUGAGAAAUAUAUAUUUCUGGUUGUAGUCAUGAACAAUGAAAUAUCCCGAGCAAUAUGUUUAGUUUUCAUGAACU
This is a messenger RNA of Opisthorchis viverrini, 492 nucleotides long. RefSeq lists its product as hypothetical. The annotation marks the transcript as partial. Lineage: Eukaryota; Metazoa; Platyhelminthes; Trematoda; Opisthorchiida; Opisthorchiidae. Gene Ontology annotation, biological process: proteolysis. The transcript has 2 exons. The record is from RefSeq and is a predicted model, not a curated record. Gene Ontology annotation, molecular function: serine-type endopeptidase activity.